Cinara cedri is the source of this 5086-nucleotide messenger RNA. NCBI's taxonomy places the organism in Eukaryota, Metazoa, Arthropoda, Insecta, Hemiptera, Aphididae. The record is from the annotation of a GenBank genome assembly.
AUGUCAAAUAUUAAGUUACAUUUAUGUAUAUUGUACUCAAAUAUCACAAAAAGCAAAAGUUUUUUGAAUUUGAAUGUUUAAGCUGCCCAACAACAUAUUGCUCAAAUUGAUCGAUAUUUCAAAAGUGACAUUACAUCUAUUAAUUCUGGUGAUUUUUUAAUGUCUAAUGACUUAAUGUGCAAAUUGAGCUUAUAUUCUUAAUCUUUGAAUUUUGUAAAAUGGUUUAUUCAUUUUGUAUCGGUUUAGUUGCCUAUUCGAUAGUGCCACAGGUCCGUGUUUGGAAAUGGUUUGGACACUAUAACAAUCUCUCUAUUAACAAUCAUAUACCCAAAGUAAGGUCUCCAGUGACUUAAUCUAAUGGGUGUAUGUUACCUAUGUGACUAUAUUUUUUUCCAAUUUUAUGUUCCCUAUUUUAGAAAUAACAAUUAAUAUUUAUAGAAAGGAGUAAUUUAUGUUGUGUAGUUAUUUGUAUUUGUAUAUAACAAAUUAAGUUCUCAUUUUUAAAUUCAUAUAUAAAAGAAGAAACUGACUGUCUUCAGUACUCUAACUGCUGAAUCUUGAAAAUUGACAUUUUUCAUAGUUUUUUAAUUUCUUAUGGAUAGGUAACCACUAAAAAAUGAUUCUUUUAAUUUUUUAAUUGAUUAAUUCUUCUAAUAUUACCCCUUAUGUUUUGAAAUGGGAUAUUAAAGUUAGUGCGGAAAAUAACUAUUAUGAUUAAUUAAAACAAUUCAUUAGGACAGUUAAAUAAGUAAAUAGCAGAUGAUUUUGGUUUUUGAAAAUGAUUGUAAAACUGAAUGCUAUGUAGAAAAAGUGUAAAUUUGUGCGAAAACAUUUAUAAAUUAGCUAACAAAAAUACUUUAAAAUAUAUAUUUGGUACUUUUUCUGAUAGUUAAGAGUAGUAUAAUAUUCACAUUUUAUCCACAUCAAUAACCUAUUUAUCCUCCACAAAAAAGACAUACAAUUUUAUCUGGAAAAAGUAACUAAUUAAAGUCAAUUAAAUUUUACAAUAGAAACAUUUCAUAUGACAUUACUUACAAUACUAUAAUGUGUACCCUCUAUAGAAUUGGAAUUAACAUUUAAUAAUUAGUCCCUUUAAUGUUAUUGUAAAAUGUCUACAGUAUUUUUAAACUUUGGGAUAUUACUACUAGGUUAUGCACUUAUAUUAGUCAUAGCUUCUAUAGAUCUUUAAAAUUGUUAACAGUUUAUUCUUUUUAACUAAAAAUUAAAUAAUAAUUAUACAACAUUAAUUGCCAGAUCUAAUUGAUAAUUAUUUAUAAUUUAUUUAUUUUUUGUUAAAUAAAUAUUUAUGUAGAUAUGUAAGUGCUACACAUUGUUUUAAUUAUAUUUUCAACUAUUAUCCUAUAGUUAAAAUUUAAAUUUGAUGUUUUUUUUUUUUUUUUUUUUUUAUAGAAGUAGCUCUCAAAACAUUAUUUGGUGACGGUAAAGGAAUUGUUAAAUAUGCAAAAAUUGUUAUUAGCUUAGAUUCAAACACUAGAGUGAUUAUGUCUGACAUCCUAUUUUUUAUUUCUUCAAUUAUUAGAAUUAUUUCCUACAAAAAUUGUUUGUUACAUUAAAUUAAUAAUAGUAAAUACAAAUUUAUAAAUUCACUAAAAGUUUUGUAAUAGUUUCCUGUCACAUGUUUUUUAGCACUAAGCAUUGGUUUAAUAAAACUGCUUUUUAGCUAUAACAAACACAUUAAUAGGAUAUUGUAAUGACCAGUGCUGGCGCUAGGAGAGGACUACUGGGAUAUAAGUCCAAGGCUCUGCACUUGUUUUAGUUUUAAUAUUAUUAUUUAGACAUACAAUUAUUAUUAGUUAUACUUAAACAUUGACCAGGGCUCCACAAAACCUAACGCUGGCACUAGACUCGUAGAUUGUUAUUUUGAAAAAAAAAAUAAUAAUAAUAUCAAAUAUGUUAUAGGAAUUAUGUACUUUAUAUAUCAUAACUACAAAAAAAAGUGCAGACAUAAGUAUUAAAACCUAUCAAAUAUAUGAGAAACUUUUUGAGUUAAAUGAUUUUAGUGACCAAAUUGAAAUUGUUAAAAUUAUAGAACAUUUGAAUAAUGAAGUAUCAUUAGGUGAAAAAAUAACAGCUACAGGUAAUAUGAGAUGAGAUUGUACAAAUAUACAUAUUUUACUAUAUUAACUUUUUUAUUUCUAUUUUAAUCAUUUGUAGUUCGUCAGCAUGUAUAUAAUCUAUUUGGAGUAAUUGCUCAAUAUCAUCCGAUGUAUUUAAGAUAUUAUAAAGAUAAACUCAUGAAUUUAUUUUUAUAUGAACUACAAAACUAAGUUAAUAAUUUUACUUUUAUUUAUUUAUUUUGAAAACAAUUUAUGGUGUGCAAUUUUAUAGAUAGAUAUACGAGAAAAAAAUAUUCGCGAAAUUUUUACUGCCAGUAGCUAUCGGUUAUUUAAAUGGAUUAACAGGAUUCUUAAAUAAUUUUGCGAACCAUAUAGAAAAUUGUGAUUAUUGUGUUCGUUUUUAUGAAAUAUUAAAAAAAUUAAUUGACACAGUUGAAGAUAAUAAAACACACAUUAUUAAUUGAAGUAAAAUACAAUAAAACAUUUUUAAGUAUAUCUUCAAUAUAAAAAAAAAGUUUAAGUUUUAGCUGGCCUAAAUUUAUUUCAAAAACAUGUUCAACUAUUUUUAAAGUUAUUAUUCAAAGAUUCAGCUGAAAUUGUAUGGUUUCCAAAAAAGGUAUAGGAUUGGUGCUCAUUGCCAAAUUUAGAAGAUAAAAAAAAUUGGGUUAUCUUCAUUUGAAACACUCUAUAAAGGGGCUAUAAUCAAAUUUUCAAGAAAUUCAAUCAAUAUUGAACCAAGUAUUGAAAAUGUUCAAUGAGAAUUAAUAAAAGUAUAAAUUUAAAAAAAUAUUUUUUCAAAUGUUAACACAACAUACUCUUUUUAAUUAAAUUAUGUAAUAAUAUUCUACUGUAUUAUAAACAUUAUAUAUUAUAGAAUUAUUAAAUUGCUGGUUUUCUGUGUUGUUUUUAAAUUAUGAUUGUUUCUUAAAUCUAAAAUAUAUGAUCACAAAUUAAAUUUUCAAGAACAAGCUGUAAUAGUAAGAAGUAUUGGGUGGUUAUCAGAACCAUGUUAUAAUUUUUUAGGAGAAGAAAAUUUAAAUGAAAUAUUCAAGAUUCUUUCUCUGCAAGCUGAUGAAAAAUAUUUAAAGUAUAUUUUUUCUCACAAUAAUUUAUAAGCUUCUUAUUAAUCAACAAGGUUUAAUUUAGUUGUGGGUUUGAAAAAAAAAUUGUUUGAUCCAAAUGCAGCUAAUUAUUUAAAUUUAUUAUCACUGAUUAUACGAAAUAUAAAAUCAUUGAACUCUGAUCAAGUUUUAUUUAUUCAAAAAUUAAGCAUUUAUUGUUUUAAUGAUUUUAUAUCUGCUGUGCCAAAUUCUGAAUGGCGAAUCAAUAUAAAUAAUGCUAUAAUUACUUCUAUAUACUGUUUAACAUUGUCUCAUGGACAUAUUUUGAAUGAAUAAUUAAAACAUUUUUCUAAAAUGAGUAACGUUAAUCAUUUUUUUUGUGUAGUUUAUGUGGCAUUAAUAAAAUCUUGUUUACACCGUGCAGCAAUUGAUGCUGAUAUAAUAGAAGAAUAUACAUUAUAUAAUAUAAUAUAUUUAUUAUAAUCAAAAGUACUAACUAUGUUCCGUUAUGGAUAUCUUUGUUAAAAGCUCAUCAAUGUCAUUUAUUUGAUUUAUAUUUAAGUAAGAGUUUUUUAUUUUUAUUUUUUUUACAUACCUACAGAAAUGUAUUUGAAUAUAUUUUUAGAUGUCUAAUCUCUGUUUAAGAGUAAUAUAAUUAUAAUUUAUUAAUAAUUUGAUAAAAUUAGAUUGUGUUAAUUUAUUGUUAAAUCAUGCAACUAAAAAAAUAUGAAUACAAAUAUUUUUAUUUAUUAAUAUUUAAAAAAAUUUUGUUAGUGUAGUCUGUUGACUUUUAAGCUGGUGGUUUUUAUACCACACUUUUGGAAAAUUCACACCCAUUUGUUAAUAUGUUAUUAUGUUCAUGUAAUUUAUUUGUUGUAAUAGGUAUUCUUAAAUUAACUAUUUAGAUGCAAAAUAGCGCAGUUGGUAUAGUUUUAACUUUUAACAUGUUCAGGCCAGCCUAUGUUUAGCUUAAAAGUUGACAAAAUCCAAUAUUUUAGUUAAUGAUUGGGAUAAUCAAAAAAAAAAAUAAUUUAAUGAUAUGAAUAUUAUUAUUAUUAUUAUUAUAUUAUAAAAAUCUAUUGUUGUGAAAUUUAAAAUACAUAAAAAAACUAUUUAAAUAUUGUUUCAGAGUAUUGAUAUUUUUAGCUAAUAGUGAUAUUGGCUCGAAGUUCGGUUGAUAGUGUUGCUUUGUCAACAAUAUAUAAUAUGAUAAAAUAAUAACAUAUGCAUUAUUUAUUUUCUUUUAUAAUAAUUGUUUAAUAUUUUAUCGAUUUUCUCGUUUUUGCAAUUUUUUCCCUGGUUUUUAUCAUUGUAAAUCAGAGCAAAAAGCUGGUAUAAAAAUCAUUCACUGAUAAAAAAAACAAAAACAAUAAUAAACAUUGUAAAACCAAUACAUUUCUUGCUCCACUCAGAAUCUAAAAUUUUAUGUGUUAAGAUCUUAACAUAUAUGGAAUAUAAUGAAGUUCAAGAAAUUUGUGUAGGGGACUAAAAGUAUUAAUGGAAUAUUGUUGAAGGAGCUUAAUAUAUUGUUAAAUACUCAACAUUUAUUAAAAACAAUUUCAUUUCCUUCAGAAGUGUAAUAAAAAAAAAAAAAUACAUUAUUAUAUAAAUUUAAUCAGGAAUCUUACAAGUUAAUGUCUUUAGUAAAAUGUUAAUACAUUUAUUUUGAAAAUUAUUUUCACAGAUAUACCAAUUACAGUUAAGUCAACACUAGAAAAAUCACUAAUGUGUAGUUUUAUGUGUCACAGUGUCUUGAAAAUAAUAACAAAGUUAGAUUUAUUUACUAAUGAAUCUCCUAAUGAAGUAGAUAUUAUUACAAUAUUUUUGUUGCGAUACACUAUUGGUUAUUUUUUGUUAUUUAUUUUUUAGAUUGAAAUUGAGUAUGUUGCUAAAAAACCUUCAGAUUUUACAGCAUUGGUUAAUCUAGUGACUAUAGUGAAAUAUUAG